Molecule: messenger RNA, 22931 nt
Organism: Porites evermanni
Lineage: Eukaryota; Metazoa; Cnidaria; Anthozoa; Scleractinia; Poritidae
Source: the annotation of a GenBank genome assembly
AUAGUGACUCGGUUGGUUGGAGGAGAUAAGCCUUUUCAAGGUCGAGUAGAAGUGUUCUACCGAGGAAUUUGGGGAACAGUAUGUGACGACGAUUGGGAUUUAAAGGACGCCACAGUAGUUUGCCGCGAGCUUGGAUUUUCAGGGGCUAUUAGGGCAUACAGCAGGGCGACCUUUGGGCAAGGAAGUGGACCAAUAUGGAUGGAUGACGUACAGUGUGAUGGACAGGAGAAUUCGUUGACAGAGUGUCGACACCAAGGAUGGGGUGAAGAAAACUGUGGUCACAGCGAAGACGCUGGUGUGAAGUGCUCUCAAGGUAAGAAUAAACAAACAGUUUUAACUUAAAAGUGUUUUUACAAGCUCAUUAUGAUAUCAUAUCUUUGACCAAUGUAAAGAUGAAGUCGACCAAAAAGCUAACCAAAAACGGUCCAAAAUCUUUUAGCUGCUGUUCGCUUGGUAAAUGGUACAGAUUCGACCCUCCAAGGCCGAGUAGAAGUUUUCUAUAAUGGAACCUGGGGAACAGUAUGUGAUAACGGAUGGGACCUUACAGACGCCAACGUCGUUUGUCGUGAGCUUGGUUUAGGAUUAGCUGUUAAAGCAUUGACGUCCUCGGCAUUUGGAAUGGGAAAAGGAAAAAUAUGGAUGGAUGAUGUACAGUGUAUAGGAAGUGAAAGGUUAUUAGCAGAGUGUACCCACAGAGGCUGGGAAAAAAGUUACUGUGAUCACAGUAAAGACGUGGGUGUAGUGUGCAAUUCAGGUAACGAGAUAAUUUUCAUUUUAAACAAAAAUGGGAAGGAAGUAUUGGCAAAUAUCACUUUUGUACGGAAAUGGCUUGACGUCGAACGGGAAGCGAUCUUUACUAUGGACUAUGCGGGGAUACCUUUUAAAGGUUAGAGGUAUAUAAAAGGAUAGGAAUUAAACUACUUGGAAAGCAAGGGGGAAAAAGUGCCAUUCAGGUACUUGAAAUAGGUCUUUUGAAACCUAAAAGUGUCAAAAGACUUAAUAUCUGAAGGCUGAUCAAUAUAUCUUUUUUUUGUCUUUUUUUUUUUUUUUUAAAGAAAUACCUUGGUUGUUCGGUAACUACACUGGGGGGCAAAGUCUACGGAAGCGAUAUUGAACGGUCAGCUGUCCGCUGUUGAAAUACAAAUGAGUAACCUUUUCCCUUACUGACUUAGGAAUCUCGGUUUAAAAUUUGGCCAUAAUGCUUUAUGCUGUAGGUCUUCUUGUCGUAAAAUUCAGGUGUAAUCAGGCUCGUAAUUUCAAAUAGUCCUUUUUUAUGCGCUUGGCCUAUUUUAAAUUACUCGCCUGAUUACUCCCUGAUUUGUAAUCCACUCUGUCCUAUUACAAUUACUUAUUGUUAUUCCAAGGAAAUCUCUUCUGGAAAGAAGAGAGUCACUCAGAACGAGGUUGGUAUAUAUUGAUCAGUAAAGUUAGGGUAAAGAGGAGGCCGGAUUUGUCAGAAAAUUAAUUAAUGUCUCGUUGUUGCAGUUCGCUUGAAAGAUGGUGGAGACGUACAUACCAGCUCGGGCCGAGUGGAAGUUUUUUACGGUGGAACCUGGGGGACAGUGUGUGGUUAUGCCUGGGACCUAACGGACGCCAACGUAGUUUGCCGACAGCUUGGAUUUGAAGGAGCUUUCAAAGCAACUACAUCAGCGACUUUUGGGAAAGGAACAGGAAAAAUAUGGAUGACUAAUGUACGGUGUACAGGAAAUGAAAGGUCAUUAAGGGAAUGUAGGCACAGCUGGUGGGAGGUAAAGAACUGUGACCACGAUGAAGAUGCUGGAGUAGUGUGCAAGUAUGCAGGUAUACAGACAAUUUAGUUUAUCUCAAGCUUAACUUAAUGUAUUUUAUGGAAUUUUUGGCCGACCCUCAGCAGGCUAAUUGUAUUUUCUUCAGACAGCUAUCUAUAAUCCUAGCUUACUUUAUUUUCUCUGUCAUCAUCAGCUCGUCUAGUACGAGGGCAAUCACCGCGGGAGGGUCUUGUGCAAGUUUACUACAAUAAUACUUGGUACUGGGUGUGCGCAGAUCAGUGGGACAAACACGAUGCUGAUGUGGCUUGCAAAAUGAUGGACUUCGAUGGGUCACUGUCGACUAAUUCUGAACGUCAGGAAAAGAAGCCAAAAGAAACGUGGGCAUGGCUGACCAAUAUACAAUGUACUGGAAACGAAUCUUCUCUACUUUUGUGCGGUUAUGACUCUUCUCUAUUAUCACAGGGCUGUAAAACGAAAAGACUAGCUGGGGUGAAAUGCAGAAAAACACAAGGUAAAUAUUUCUACAUCAUGUAAAAUAUAUAACGCCAAUAGCAGUCGCUGUCACUGUUAUUUUCACUGUCACUAACAUUGUCACUGCCACUGUCACUGUCUUCUACACUGUCAUCUUCACUGUUGUUGCCACUGUCACUGUAGCUGUCAUUGUUACUAUCCUGUCACUGUCACUGUCGAUGUCAUUUUAAUCGUCACUUCACUGUCAUUGCCGACAUUGUAACUGUCGCUGCCAUUGUCACUGUCAUUGUUUUUGUCAUUGUUUUUGUCAUUGUCACUGUCCUCUCACUGUCAUUGUCAUUUCCCUGUUGAUGUUAGUGUCACUGUCAUAGUGCUUACACUAACACUGUCACUGUGAACGCGAAUAUUGUUAUUUUUCUAAUUGUAGCUCGUUUGGUUGGUGAGAGUAAGAAGGAGUACAAAGGCCCAGUGGAAGUAUUUUUCAAUGGAACCUGGAGGACAGUGUGUGGUGACAGAUACUGGGAUCUAAAACUGGCCAACAUAGUCUGUCGUCAUCUUGGAUUUCCAGGUGCUCUAGUGGCAGCCACAACGCCAUCAGUCGGCAGAUAUAAUUCAGACCAGAGUAAGAAAUGGUUCAGAAGUUCGGGAUGUAAGCGAAAUGAGACGUCACUGAACAAAUGCUUCUAUAACAGGUUGCUAAGCUACUGUUCUAACAGUAAGGCUGCUUAUGUGACCUGCAUUACAGGUAAUGAUAAUGAUGAUGAUGAUAACGAUAUUAAUAAUAAUAACCCUGCCCGAUUUUCUGAAAGGAAGACAUCGCUGAUCCGACGCUCGGAGAAUUUACAAACGACUACCAGCGCACCAUUACCGUUUUUAUCACCAUGUGUAAAAAUGGUUCACAUCUUGCCUACUUGUCCCAACAGACUAGCAUAUAGAUGAUUAGUAAAAUCCAACUAGUGGUCUAUCAUCAAUGCUGCGUUCUGAUUGGUAGAGCUACUACUAGGCUAUAUGUUCUAGCCCACUAGUAGCGAAAAGCGCCGGCUUUUUGGCGUCAAAAAAGGAUUUAAGUCUAGCUUUAACUUGCUAAAGUUGUUUUGUCUCGAUAUUUUUUGGAUUUUACCAAAACAAUUAUUCCUCUCUCCCUCAUGGCCUCUGAGUCAAUGGCCCAUGCUAUUGACUCAGAGCCCAUUCGGGCUCGAGGAAUAAUUGUUAAAUAUAACUUGAAGAAAUGUGCGCAGAGGGGUGCUCGUGCAGGAUACAAUGCGGUAGAAAACCUGUUGACUGAUUGGACGGUGACUUAGAUUGUCAUAGGAAAAGGACCAUCUAAGUAUGGCAUGGAUUGAUGUUAAAAAGGGCGUAUGACUCAGUAGAUCAUUGAUUUUUAAAUGGGGUAAUAUUAUUGCACAGGUUUCCGACCUGGUUGUUUAGGGUCGGUCAGCACUAUGCUUUGUAAGAGUUGGAACACGGGAGUGGUGGCUGUCUCAAGCAACAGGCGUUUUGUCGAUGGAAUGAUCUGUUUUGUUUUUUUUAACACGGGAUUCACCGAGGAAUAAAAAUACCUUAUCUACUUUGUAGACGAGUUUAUUACGAUUUCAAAAACGACCGCAACGGAAUCAAUAGAAAAAAGAACUUUGCCUUCGUGAUAUUCAUUCAGAAAACCCCUAUUUCAUUUGCAAUUCACAGAAUAUCCGAAACUAAAAAAUAUAUAUAUAUACGAAUCAUCUGGUUUUCACCAAAGGGAAUCAUCUAUUACUGGCCUUUUCAUCAAUUGGCUUGAUUGACUCGAGGCAGAGAGAGCUACAUAUGGUGUCCUUAAAGGAACACCUUAACUUCUUUCCGGUUAUCUUUCAGCCGCUUAGCUUGUUCAUUUAACCGCGGAUAAGAUUUCACAUCCACUUGAACUUUUGUGUUUUUUUAGCACGUUUAGUUGGAGGACAAAAUCCGACAGAGGGUUUGAUACAAGUCUACUACAACAAGACUUGGGGCUGGGUGUGUGCAGAUCAGUGGGACAAACACGAUGCUGAUGUUGCUUGCAGAAUGAUGGAUCUGAACGGCUCAUCAACAUUAAAUUUCAAUAACAAAGAAUAUGAGAAGGGAGGUUUUAGGGUAUGGCAUAACAAUAUGAAAUGUUUUGGAAAUGAAAGUUCCCUAUUUGAGUGCGUUCAUGACGGUCUAGGAUCAAAAAACUGUGAGGGGCAGAGGAAAGCUGGUGUAAUAUGCAGAUCAAAAGGUUAGAAAUGUAAAUAAAUAUAAUUGUUAUAAAGCUGGAAAUUUUUUCCCAGCGCGCGCUUUCAUUGAUUACUUCGAAGUCACGUGACAUCUAACAAUGAAACUGUUUCCAGCCAAAAUCUCGAUGUCAACAUUGAGAUUCUCGGGAAGCAAAAUUAACUGUUUCCCUCGGGACCAGUCAUUAAGUGUUUAUUAUGAAUUAACUAAUUUCGGUUUUGUAAUGAGAAGAGCCCAUAUAGAUGGUACCAAAUCAGGCAAAUUGUGAAGUAAAUCUAUGUCACUGACAACGUGUUUUGACCAAAUUUUCUACAGAUUUGCAGCGACUCACAUUACCUUGCAGUUCAUUCCAUUCAUUCUUACCGCGUUUAAGUGGCCCCAUGUAAGGUAAUACAAGACAGCCUUGGUUAGCUUUGAUUCUGGAUUUCACUCAUUAGCGGAAUUAAAGAUUCCUCCUGCUCAAUCCGGAUGCAAAAGCCCAGGAUUCCAAACUCGAACAAGCAAAAAUUUUCCAGAUGACCUUACAUGGGGAAUCAGACAACAUUAAGUUAAAAAGCUGUGGCAAAAAGACAUUUUUUUUUAGUAGUUUGAAACAAUAGAGCCGCUUCGGGCGUCUGCACAAUAAAUUCAGAUCCUUUAUUUUCACGACAGUUCGAUUGGUUGACCUGGAUGAUGCUGCAUCGCAAGGCCGAGUGGAAGUGUUUUACAAUGGAACCUGGGGAACAGUAUGCGAUAAUAGCUGGGAUUUAAGGGAUGCUAACGUAGUUUGCCGUGAACUUGGCUUCGGAGGAGCCCGCUCAGCAUAUCUAAAUGCAGCGUUUGGGCGUGGAAAAGGAAUGGUAUGGCUGAAUUACGUACAGUGCAAAGGAACUGAGAACUCAUUAGCAGAGUGUAGACACAACGGUUGGGGACAGUCAUGUAGUCACAGUAGGGACGUCAGCGUGGUAUGCAGCAGAGGUAUGAAAACAAAAUUGGUCGUUAUCUAGGCACGACGUUGUAAUAUCAUCCUUUUAAACCAUGUUUUUGUAUCAGGAUUUUUUUUUGUCUUUAGAGUCUAUUUAUCUAUAAUUCACUGAUGCCUGUUUUGCGCAUUUGAACACUUUCAUUGAAUUCACAUUAGCGCAGAGAAAAAUACGCUAUACUUGUUGCUAACUUUAAGUACUACCAUUUUUAAAGGCCCAUGUUCACCCUAGAUGCAUUGCGCGCCCUGUACACUCCAGUAAAAAACAUUUCGCGUAGUUGAAAAUCGCUGCCUUCAAUGUGUAAAGUCAAUCUUUGUUAAUCUUCCACAAUUCGCUAAAUCUGGUUUAAAAGAAAGUCUAAACAGGUUCUUUUGGUAUUUUUCUUUACAUCUUUUUGGAUAUUUUGGUGUGGUAUCGAGCCUUUUUCUUUCUGUGAGUGUUUGUUUUCACUGCAGCACUUUCGAUGGCGGCGCCAUCGAAACGUACGGUUGGAAGUCCGCGUCGACGGGGGUCGCCGAAGUACAUUCGUCUCCGUGAAUCCGUUUUUUAAAUCUCUGGAGAGAUGGGAAAGAAGCUCUUGGUUGUAAAUUCCACAGACAGCGUGUUUGCCGAGUUCCUUCUACGUCGAAUGUUGAUGUUCAAUUGUAAACAAACUGAGGUCCCGAUGAAAUCAGUUGAAAGCAAAACAAGCGAGUCAAUCUAACAUGAACAAUGCUUUAUUUAAUUUAACCUAUGAAGCGAGUGAUAUCCUUAACAUAAACUUAUCGUCUGGCGUAUCACGAUUAAAGCUCUAAAGUAACGAGAACUGUUAUUAGCAAACCAAUCCUUAGCAAAACCUAAAGAAAGUGUAACACAGCGAUUACAGCAACAAGACUGUACGCAGUGCUGAUUCGACGCUUUGUAAACACAACUUCUCGCUUAUUCUUUCGACAACACAUACCUAAGCUUCCUAAGAAUUAACACAAAAUAAUAGAUUGAGGAAUCAAAACAUUUCACAGUCGAAUGGGGCUUCAGGAAAAUCUCACCUGGUGCUUAGACGUUUGGUAUUUUUAUGACCUUCAUUGUAUUCAUCGGACUCAACAAAGCAUCCAUACGCAUUCACUACCAGUUUAAAUUUUGAACUGCUUUCUGCGAAGUCGGCGAUAUAUCUUCCUCCAUUUAGAAAAGAAUUAAAGUCUUACUGGCCUCUUUGAUACUGUCUCUUUAAGCUUCGGUUAAGUCUGAGUUAAGCGUGAAAAAAGCUAGUCUUCCUCGCAGUCGUUUUUAGUAUCGUCACGCAACGCUCUUCAAAAGUGGAAGCCAAUCAAAACACUGCAUUUAACAAAAGAAUAAUUUCAAAACAAAAACACAAGCGCGCAAAGCCGUUUUGGUGAACAUGGGCCUUUAAGUCUGAUAACGUCUGUAAAAGUCAGUCAGUUCGGCCUUACUUUUUUCGAAAUUAGCGGCCCUGGAUCGCUUAUUCUGGAAGGGGGGCUUGACCUAGGUUACUUUUGAAGGUUUGUUAUGUUUGGCUGUAAACUAUUUAUCGACCAUUGGGAGGAUUCCAAAUCGAAUCUUUAGAGUGUUGCUGUCAUCGCUGUAUUUUAAUUUGUACAUAACUGCCCCGUGGUGACUUUUUCCGCUCAAUUUUUAUUCUAUCAGCUGUUUCAAAAUUAACGAUACUUUUGUUUGGAUAGUUCUUUUUUUAUUGCCUUUCCUUAGCUCGUUUAAUUUAUGGACAAUCACACCGUGAGGGACUAGUACAAGUUUAUCAUAACAAGACCUGGGGCUGGGUGUGUACUGAUCAAUGGGACAAACAAGAUGCCGAAGUGGCUUGCAGAAUGAUGGGUUUCAGCGGAUCCGUAGCUGCAUUUUAUGGUGACAAACAAAAUAACGAAACAGCGAAUUCCACUGCAUGGCUUAACAAUAUGCAAUGUAACGGAAGCGAAAGUUCCCUAUUUUCAUGUCAGCACGGUGGCUUUGGAUUUCAUGUCUGUAAAGCAAUUGCUGGUGUUCUAUGCAGUUCAGAUGGUAAGAAAGUUGCUGUCACGGAUGAAACUAUUUUCCCUUUUUUAUAUACUCAUAUUUUGUCGAUCACAACGAGCGGCGCAUCCGCUAAAUAAUAUAAUUAAGACACUGUACUCGGAGGAGAUUUUCCGGCUCCCACCAUAUGGGUCAAGCUCGCUGAUGUAACACCAUGGAAAAAUGUUUCACUUACCUCUGCUGAAGGGACACAAAAGGGGUCAACGUGAACAGUCUCACUUAAAACGAUGUCAUACACUAGUAUCACAGAAUUAAUCGUGAAGUUGUUAGUUAUAUAUUAUCUAGAAGCUUGAAAUAAUGACUGCAGCAGAUUCCAAGGCAGAAUAACAAAUUAUAUAUUUUUUUGUUGGUUUAAAAUUAAUAAAUCCAGCCCGGCCAACAUCUAUUCAAGGAGCAGCUCUAUUCAGGGGACACUUGUCUCGGUCCCGAGGGUGUCCCCAGAAUAUAGGUUCCACUGUACAGGUAGAAACGAGGCUGGAGGUGACCUUGUUUUGUUCUUGUUUUGAUACAACCUUCUCUGCCUUAUUACGUAAAUAAUGUUAUUCUGAUGCUAACUAGUAUUUUUAGGCCUAAUUUUCAUCAGAGAAAGGAGGGAGGUUUGUAGAAGGGUCAACCUUAGCCUCCCGUUCACAAAAGGCUUAAGUAUACUAAGCCCAUAACUGUAAAAGGGCCUGUCGUAGGGGGAAAACCCUAAAUCGACCAUAUAAUAUCUAUCAUUAUCAUCAUCAUCACUAUUACUAAUAUGGAAUUCAUUUUACACAGUGGAAAACCCAAAUUUACUUUGACAUUUUCCCCGCUGUUACAGUUUCAGCUCUAUACUACAACCCGAAGUAUAAUAAUUUUCAGGCGAAUUGCGCUGUCUUGUUCCGUUUUCUAAAUCCGGCGGCUGAAAUAAUGUUAAAUAUGCUUUUCCAUACACUUUUGAAAAAAUACCCGAAAUAUACGGAAAUAAGAACAAGGCCCUCGGGAGAAGAAAAAACAAAGUAGGGACCUUCAAGACGAUAUUCGCGGUGGGUUACCCAUCUGAACAACAAUGGGGCUUAUUUUGAUUGGCGCUACAGGUAUAUAAAAAAACCGUUUUGGGCGAGUAUUAUUGCGAGACGCGUAUUCCUAGUUAUUAUUAUCAGUACUUUAAAAAUUAUAUUUAUUUACUUUAUGAUCAGUUCGAUUGGUUGAUUGGGGUAACGUUACAUCUCAAGGCCGCGUCGAAGUGUUCCUCAACGGAGUUUGGGGAGGAGUGUGCAUGGGACGUUACAGCUCGGAUUUAAGGGGAGCCAACGUAGUUUGCCGUCAGCUUGGGUAUAAAGGAGCUGUGGCAGUAGCUUGGUCUUGGCCUAACUGGAGAUAUUAUUGGAAUCCAAAGAGAAGAUGGAUGCAUAACAUAAACUGUAUAGGAAGUGAGAAGUCAUUAACAAACUGUGAUCACAUUGUGUCACCAAGAGCCUGUUCCAGUUAUAAUAAUAGGGAAUCGGAAACUUGUGUUGUGUGCAUUACAGGUAUCAAAACCGACAAAUUGUUUUUUUAUGCAGACAGUCUAAUUUAUUAUUUUCAGUAUAUUUUUCUAAAAUCGAAGUUAAAGAUAUACAGAUGCAUGCAGGGUAUAUUGAUAAUUACCAGAAAAUCAUCACCUUCUUUAUCAAUUUUCUAACAUUUUUCAGUCACAACAUUUUCUAAAACUUUUCUGAAAGUUAAUUAGGACAUCUUAUCAGAAUGGCUCUGUGAAAACAGGUUUUGCCUUCACAAAAGGGAAAACUGACGGACGGGGAAAAACUCUAAAAUUCUCUAGGAAAGGCCUUUUCCUGGGGACACUCGCUGGCUGCGGGAAGGCACGAGAUCUCUUACGCCUGCUGAAUACCCUUGAGACAAUGAUUACAACAGAACUUGGGUCCAAUGUAGAAGUUUAAUCCAAGACUAUACUGCGGUUAGAGUCAGGAACAUAACCAAAGAAAAUCUUACAAAACAUCGGUGUAAAUACUCUAAGUUGAUGACGCGAUACAGAUCAGGUCAUGUACUAGCGAGGUAAAUUACAGAACACAACAAUCAUUUGUAAAAGACUUAUUGGCUGAAACUUAAGCCUGCUUUGAAACAUUAAUUACUUUCAAAAGCUACACAGUUGGAUAACGGCUUCUUACAGGUUGAUUACAGCUUGAAGACUAAAUACAAUUAUGACUUGACAAAUAAGUUUACGCUCAAUAAAUCAACAGGUUGUUUACGGCUGAAAGAAGUUAUGACUAAAGAAUAAAUGAUUUCUACACUGGCUUUUCAUAUUUUUAUCAGCGAAAGCAAAAUAACUGAAUAACAAUAAAUUAUCUCUUCACAGCUCGAUUUGAUGUCAUUAAGUGCUAUAAGCUUUUAUAAACUAGUGUUCUAGAAUCUCAUGCCGCGCAAGAACAUUAUGGUCUGGACUUUUUACAAUCCACAACCCGUAAUUUCUAGCUAUUUCUGACCAGAACAAUGUAUUAUUUGCCUUCAGGUCUACACACUGGCGAAACCUAAGGUGAAAGGACUCAGUUAAUUCACAAAUUUAAAGCUGUGGGCGGGGUAAUUUUACCCACAGAAAACAUGCUAAAAUGGGAAUCGGAAAAUGCUUUGAUAUAGUUUCGUCAGGUAUAUAACUUAUAUACUCUUAAAUUAAAGUCACGGACAUGGGGAAAUAGGACUAGAGAAAAUAGUCACGAUAGUGAAUAGGCUACCAUCUUUUUAUUCAUUACUUUAUUAAGUGUGUAUCCCAAAACUAAGGCAAGAAGUCGAUGACAAUCUCUAUUUAUUACCUUUGGAAUGGUUCCCUCUUUUCAGAUUCUCGAGGUGACAUAUACACUACUUUGCCCACUACAAGGACAGCUACUUAUAAAGUCUAUAAAGGCAUGUUUGAUUAUACUUAGUAUUAAGGGCCUGUUUGCAUGGAGGUGGAGGACCCCAGAUAGGUGAGGUAACAUGUGGUGGGUCAACCCAGGACAGGCGGGUUACCCCACCUAAGCGGGUUACCUCACCUAACUGGGGUCUCCCACCUCCAUGUAAACAGGCCCCAACUAUGAUUUGCUUAUGAUGAACUGACCACUGAAAGCAGGUAAUAAUUAAGUGGGAAAUUACAGACAGAGAAGGUCGUUACAAAUACAAUUUAAGAGACUUAGAAUACGCCACUUCAUAUCGGCUUAUUCGAUCGGCCAGGGAAACUGCUUUAGUGAGUGGUCGCCCUAACUUUCGCUCCGUUCGUAACCAAACGUGUAGCAGUAAGCAGACGAAACUUUAGGAGCGAUCAACCCGAGACAAGUGAUAACACUUUAUUUUUAUCAUUUAACCUAGCAGUAAGCUCUUGAUCAUAAUUAUUCUAUCUUUUAUGUCGUUGGUCCUUAUUUGAACAUAACAUUUUUCGCUGAGGUCACUGGUUGCAGGAAAGAUCCAGUUUUCUUGGCAAGCCGCUAAAUAACGAAAUAAUCACUGAACUACAACUGAACGGAAUUACGCAUAUUCUUUUAAGACCAUCUCUAUGUUGGAUUUUACUAAAAGAGGAGUGAGGAAAGGGAAACGAAAAAAACAGUUUCAUCUCAAUGGCUGUGUACUUAGCCUCUCUUUAAAAUAGAGACCUUGUGCAACUCUGAAAUGACCUAUCGUGACUUGUACUUCCACAACGUAACAACCACUUCUUCUGUUCAACUUUUCUUUACCGUUUCAACUCUACUUAUUCCACCACCACAUCAAUUGUUUCGCCCAGUGGUGAUGGCUUUCAUUUAAUGACAGCUUCGAUUGUUUCUCUUUUGCAGAUACUCAUACAACUGCCCAUAAUCACGUGUAUAAUGAGCCAACCAGGGAAGUUUCAGCAAAAAAGAUAACAGGUGUAAUGGCAACGAUACAGUUUUAUCACGGCUCCAUCAUGCCGUAUUGUACCUUAAUUGUUAUUGUUUUCAUUUCUAAUAAAUAGCAUUAAUAUCAUAACUAUUGAUGUAUUCUCUCUCAAGUGUUGCUGAGAGAUGCAUAGGUGACAUGUGCUAUAUUUCUCGAUCACGAAAAAUGAUGGAAAAACUCUGAGAGUCUAAUUGGAAACAGAAUCAUUUUAGUAUUAUUAAUGUAUGCACCAUGAAUGUGAAGGCGUCCUUGCAAAUGGUUAUAAUGUGGUCUAUUAAACGGAUACUUGGCAAGUGAUUAUAAGUAUGAAUAUAGGAGGUAAAAUACGGUAGGCGAAAUGAUAAUUUUUGACUAACAAAAAAAGAAUGACAGUCGACGUUCGAUUGAUUUUUCCCUUCUCGGCAUGCAUCGAAUGAAGAGAAUAACUAUUUUUGCUCGAUAGCUUUCGUAUCCAUACAACAACAAUAACAACAACAAUUGCAACAACAACAACCAACCAUUUUAUAUUGCCAACUUAAAACAUUUACAAUAACAGAAUAAAUUAAAAUAGAUCAGGCGAAAAAACUACUCAGAAUAGCAAAAAGAACUAAACGAGAUGAGUCGGUUACAAUGAUUAUAGGGUUGUAUCACACAUAUAGGUACAGAUCCGCAACUCGUAGUGACACUGAGAAGUAAAAUAACAGGAAAAAUACUUGCUAAGACAAUAUCCCAUUGGUCAAUCAUCAGAAAGGGUCGAGAAGCACCAAGGUUUACAGCAUGUUUAAUUGUUUAGUUUAUAUCAUCACGAAACCGAUCGAAGAGAACGGCUGACUUAGGAUUAAUUAGCUAUAGCGGCCUAGAGCCCUUAUUUUUCGUAAACCAUUUAUCUGCUUAGUUUGGUUCGAUUUGAAUCAAAACUUGCGUAUUAUGAUCCGACAAGAGCCAUAAUGGCUCUUGGUUCCGAUACCCUUACGGGAGCAUUGUCUCGUCUCAUGUAGGUCGCAUCAUUUCUCUCAUCUUAUUUACUCCGUUUUCUGAAUCACGGGUUUUCAUGACCACUCUGUUUUAUAAAGCAGUGAUAUUACAAGGAGGAAUUUGACACUGAUCACUUAGGGCUUAAAUGGUUAAGGAGUGGAGACUGCUGACACUGAAGAACUGACUAGCUAUCAACGGAGCCGGAACCAGUCAAAGGCGUUUUUAAUUAUUCUCUGAUUCUUUGAAAAAAAGCCCUGUAUUUCCUGUUUGUGGAAAAAAUGAGACUAAAUAUAUGAAUAAAUAAAUAAAAAACAAGCAACUCCAUCCAAAUACUCGACAGAAAAAGGGAGAAUUAAGGGAAUGGAGUAAAGUACAUCAUAGUUAAAAUAAGAUAGCAUUGUAAUGGUCGGCCGCGCGUGUGUUGUUGAACCCGCACGAAAACGAGGUAAAAGUUUUUACUAACAUCUGGCGAGAUUUAAACUAUGUGGUAUCUGAACCAGUCAACAUUAAGAAAACAAUGUUCUCUAAUAAGGAGACGUAUAAUAGAUCCCUAUGACUAAAUGCAAACGUUUUAGAGCAGGGAAAGAUAAAGGGCAGUUAGAGGUGAAUCCAAGUUUAGUAGCAGUGCAGUUCUUCUGCAGAUGGCCUCAUAGUAAAGAUCUCGCUAGGCACCUCGAGUGACGGCUAUCCGUUGUCAAUUAUGAAUGAUUUAGACCGUUUUCAUGUUUUUUUUUUUCCAUUUAACCAACAAGCAAAUGAAACUCAUAAAAACGCCAGAAGAAGUUUGAAAAGUACAAAUAGAAUAACGCCGGUAUCAUAAUUCAUUCCGUAGAAACAAUUACUUGAAUUUACGAGUAAAAAAUAGAAAAGUACAUGUACCUGGAAAUAUAUGUAACACUUAGUUGAGGCUAGGCUCGUAAUGCACCUGAUGGUGAAAGAGAUUGCGGAAACUGAUGAGAUGUCGCCCAGUAUAUCAAACUAAUAAUCUAGAUACAUGCGGAUGAAGAGAUGGUCAAAGUGUCGGGGUGCAUGGAAGAGAAGUAUUGAAUAACGAAUAACGGAGAUAAAAAGAAAAGGAAUAAUGAAUUUUUCCUCUUCCACCCCGGAGAAAGGGGAUAAAGUGUCAAUGUUUGUGUAACCGCCGACAGGAAAUGGUACAUAUUGCAAAUUAUCGAUACCUGGUCCCCGAAGUGUCUGUAAUAGAGAGGUUAGGUUUGUAUGAAUUUGCUCCUAAGGGCCGAGAUUUUGUGUCCGUUGUACGUAUUAUUAAUAGAGGUUGUUUGUAGAGGAAAUGUAUGAGAAUUUUGUCGGUACAUAGGAAACUGUCCGUACUAGAGAGGGUGUCCGUAUGGAGAGGUUCGACUAAUUAUGUUCCCUUUUCACCGGAUCCUUUUUUUUUUCACAGACGGCGCAACGGAACAGACUCUUUUCCCCACGGUAGUUGUUUUAGGAAUUUGUCUUGCCUUAUCUGUCGUGGGCAUCAGUGUGCUUGUUUGGAAGUAUUAUCGUCAUUUACAUGAGGAAAGGAUAAAUAGAAAGGCACAGAAGAGUCAACGUAAGAACAGUUUCAGUACGCCAAGAGAAGUCGAAACUCCUCUCUAUUUCGAGCUUAGUGGAAGAGGCACAGAAGAUGAACAAGAAAGAAGUUACCAGAGAUUACAGCAUAUCGAUACCUCCUCCAUAUAUGAGAAUGUUGCAGUUGUGUGCAAAACCGGAGUAAACCGCCAUGCGGCCUACGAAAACGUAAGAAAUUCAAACAUAUUUGCCGGUUUCAAACAUGUCCGUGUCAGCUCUUAUUACCCUUGAAAAAAAUUUAUAAAAACACCUUUCUAUACUAGUACUUUCAGUAUUUUGACGACAAAAAGCUAGAACCCGCAGAAGAUGUUAGGCAUUUCGCGAGAUUAGUAGUCUGUGCCAGACGUUCGGCCAGAGCAGACGAGCGAAAAGCGGACGAGCAAUGAAUAAGGGAGCGAACGAAAAAGGGCGAGAAGAAAAAAGGGGAGUGUCUGUUAGCAUCUUCUAUAGACGAAUUUUGGUUUAAUCGCUGUUUUCGUGAAAAUAACCAGAGAAAUUUCAAAAAGAGCUCAGCAUUGCGUUUACCUUGAUUUACACGUUUUCGUGUUUUUCGAUAUCGCACAAGUUUACUUUCGAUUAGCCGGUUGUAUAGUGUAUGAGGGUCAUUUACAAAACGAACGAGUGAUAUUGACGUUUCGAAAACAUUCAAAGAGUAGCAAAAACUUGUCUGCAUAUUAAGUCCAGUCAUUUUGUAUACCCUUUUUGUAGAAAUUCUAAGAUAUCUCGAAAUUCCUCUUAUAGAUUAUAUUUAUGUGAAACUUCACACAACGGAAGGCAAGCACUCAAAGUAUAGGAAGCGUCAAACAUUUCUGAAGAAAAUGCCGGGCUUUAAUUCGAUUUAGAGCUUAAACUAUUGUGACGUCAUUGUCACGUGAUAUUUAUUCCGAUCGCCUAAAAAAUGAUAUCAUAAUAAGUUUAGUCUAUGUGUGAUGCAUAUGUAUAAUGGUUUUACAAUAUAUAAAGAUAAAUUUGUUUAAGUCUGAAAGAUUCAAAGAUAAAAGGUGUACCUAUAACAAAAAUAGUUACUGGGUCGAGCCAUCGUCAUGUGAAAAUGGAACGGUUUUAAUUUUGGAUGAAUAAUCCAUCUGACUUUGUAAAUCUGUUUAACUGCCAAUCGCCGUCUCUAAGGUUACAACGGCCGGUUUCGACUUUGCUUGGUUACGUCGUCCAUAAACGCUAAAUUAGGAAUUUUAGUCGUACAAAAACAGUAAAUAAAGGGUGAUGCAGUUCUGCAUGUGUAAAAUUGUUAUUUUGCCCAUUUUUAAUCGUAAAAGUACCUCGAUACCUUAAAGAAUACGCUUGUCAAACUUAGCUCCCAAAUUUAAAGAUUCAUUGGAAUAUGAUUGUACAGCAAAAAACUACAUUCCAUGGCAAUUAUUUCAGUGAAAGAAAAUAAUGAUCGCUGAUUGCUAUACGUCGUUCAGCUGCGGAAAACAGCCUGCAAAUGCUGGUAGUGAUAGUAAACAAUAGGGAACUUAAGCACCAGAUGUUCUUGGUAUCACGGACGCCAACCGGAGGAUUUUUGCAGCAUGACAGCCACCGCGCAUGUCAAGACGUUCCUGAGCUGCGGUCACGGACUUCAAAACGCGAGUUCUCAGGUUGAAACCAGAGGUUCAAAUUCUGGGUUCUUCGGAGAGUAUUCGUCAUACAAAAGUAGAAAUUCCUCGUCUGAAAUAACGUUUUCUUCGUAAGAAAGAAACAGAACUUAACGCAAAUCUCUGAAAGACAUUUUCAACUGAAUUAUUCUGUCGACCGGCGUUCAUAAUGGUUUCACGUUGUUUUGCUUAAUGAUUUGCACUUGGCGUGCAAACCGCGUCCCCGAUCCAGUUCUGCGCUGCCAGCCAUGCCGUUCGUGAAUCAAGAACGUCUGGUGCUUAAGUUCCUUAAUUUGCAAUCUCUACCCCAGAGCUCUUCUGCGCAUGCAGAGUCGUUUAAAGGUCACUAUUGAAAACAAUAUUACAGGCUCAACUUACCCGUCUCUCCCCACAGGCGAGCCAAACUCGGUGCGUAAAUUAACGCAAGUUUCGAUACUGUUUUGCAUAUUACGAACGAUUUAAAGAAUUUGUAUGAGAAAUUCAAUUUUGUCGUUAAACCGUCGAAAUAUAGGUAUAAAUAUAGAAAAAGAUUUUACUUACGUAAACUUGGGCCUGUUGUUGCUUUUUUCUGUGUAACCUGGGCUUAAUAGGCCAUUUCCGAGUUCCCCCGGGCCCCUCAGUUUCAAAACGAGGGUAGGUGCUCAGCCUUUGGUAUGGAAAUCAUUUUUCAUUCUCAUGCAAAUAAAACUCAUUUUCACAAGAAAGGUUGUGCACCUAGCCUCAUUUUGAAAGUGAGGGUUUUUGGAUCUUGGAAGUGGCCUAUUUAUGGCCAUUUUAUACGGUUUUGCGGUUUUUCUGGGCAAUCUGACGUGCGCUCAGGAACCUCGAUGACUGCGUGUUGAGUGGUGAACGCGAACCUUUUAUAUACGCUCAUCCAAUUGUAUGAUUCCAAACACCGCUCACGCGCAAUCAGAAGACUAUCUGAGGGUAGGAAGAUCCAUGUUUUGUCAUGCAAUAUUGAUUACCCGGAUCCCCUCAGUCCAUGUUCGCGUUCACCACGCAACACGUAGUCAUCAAGGUUCCUGAGCGCACGUCAGAUUGCCCAGAACCAAAAGCUUUCAAAACAUUUUUCCACAAAAAACACAUCGCAAUACCCAUGAGGUGGGGAAGGGAUAAGAGACUGACUGGUGGAGGAUUUGGCUCCUUUUUUUACACGGAAUUCAUAAAUUGUCUACUGAAAUAUGAAGAAAGGCCAAUUUAAGCUCCAAAAGCUGCCCCGAUAUCUCAGGAUUACUUGAGAAGUUGCUAAGAAUGCAAAAAGUUGCUCGAAAUACGAAAAAUUACCAUAAAGUUCCCGAGCAACUUGUGGAAAGCCCUAAGCCUGGAACAGGCUAAGAGACCACUUACUUCGUGACAGGACGCAAAAAAGAGUGACCAGUCCUCAGAAACAUAUAUAAUCUUCAAAGAAUUAAUGUCAUGUGACGUAGCCAAGACUGUGCUCCUGUUCAAAUAAUAUUACCACCACUCUUAUGUUAAUGUAACUACGAUAAUGAUUUCAAGUCUUGUAUAUUUUUUGUAAAAAUGACAUAUUACUUGCAGGUUCAUGAUGGUGCUAAAAAGACGACUUUUCCUCGCACUUUCUAACAGGCGGAUGAACGUUUGUAACGUUACAAUGGGCAAGAAAGCACUCCGUUAACAGCAGAACACAACAAAAAAUCCUCUUAAUUAUUUCCCGACGUUUUAUGUGACUUUUCAACCAUUCAGGGGGUUGUUAUCAGUUUAAAUUACAUUUAGUAUCCACUUUGUUUCCUUUGUUAAUAAAAACACAUAAAAGAACCAGACCAAUAUCCUGCCAUCAUGACCAAACAGUUGAUCAAUAAAGGAUAUAUUGUAUGACCAAAAAGAGAAUUUCUUUCUUGUGGAACCAACCCCGGAAACCUCUUGCGGAUAAGAUGGUCCCACCAAAACUUGCAGACUGAGCAAUCAAAUUCCUCCUUUUGUUAAGCUUGUGAUAUAUGAUAUAAGUUUUCCUUUCUAAAAUUGAUAGAAAAUGACGAAUUUAACAUUCCAAAUUUCCAUCUCCGGCAAAACCUUGUUGACAAUUGCCCACCGUGAGAACACUGCAUUUGUUGUCACCUACUUUUUAACCACUUUAUGCAUGAAGAUACACACUUCCUAGCCUGCGUAGCAUGGCGGUUUUGUCGGGAGCACUACUGAGCGGCAAAGCCGCAAAAACGCGCGAAAAGCGAAGAAUUUCUUGAAGAAAAUAAAAGUUUUUAAGCCUCUCAUGAUAAGCGACACAAACAUAAGAACAGGCAAUAUUGAGUUAUAUACGGAGGGACAAGAUAAUCAUUAAAUUUUAAGUUAGACUACGCGGUACGAAAUCGAGUAUCCACUCGUACUUGGUUUGAGAACUCGUACACGCACUCAUUCUCGUAGUUGUAGAAAUUAUCCCGUAGUCAAAACUGAGUUUCAUUAGCUAAUAUUUGAUCCUUUUUUUGCCAAAGUUAUUUGGCACAGUUUAAGGAACGGCAAGACAUGAAGAGCUAACUAAAGCUUCAUUUAACACAGGGCAUGCGUCCUCUAAGUCCAGUUUUCACUUUUUGUGUACCCUGUUUUAUCCGUUAUUUCAUCUUUCUUUAAUUUUUGGUUUUUGUUUUUUUCAUUUAUAUACACAAAACGAAAUAUCUCCUUGGACCUCUUCUUGGCACACUGUGAUAAACAAACUGACCCUCUUUGUAAGACACUUACAUCAAUCUUUGAUGAAUUAUUUUAUAUCUUUUUUAAUAAUAAUAAUAAUAAUAAUAAUAAUAAUAAUAAUAAUAAUAAUAACAACCUCUUAUUGAUAGCAAAACUAAUUAUUAAAACCUAUUUUCAAUUAAUUUCGCUGAUGAAGAAAAAUAUAUAAUAUAUAUAUUCAUUCAAAGCACUAUUUACAAGUCAUUUCAUUUCAUAAGCUCCCGUUCAUUUCGAUUUAAAAAAAAAAACUCAUUUCAAUUAAAAACAAUUCAUUUCGAUUAAAAAUGAAAUAAAAAUAUAAACAAGAUCCUAAAAUACUAAUUUACAAGCCCAUGCCACCAUCACCCUCUAAAAUCAGCGGACACACGCUUGGCUCGCGGCGUUUGCGCUAACGUUUGAUAGACUUUCAAAAAUUUCCUUCCUAAGAAGCUCGUGGGGUUGUAGCAAGUCUGACUACGGACAAAGUACAUCGCUGAUUGCCCUUUACUCCCCGGAAAAAAACAAAACAAAACAAAACAAUAAGGAAAGCAACAACAACAACCAGUGACAGCAUUAUCAAGAAGUGAACCAGGUCUCUUAGAAAUUUGUUUCAUAAUAAAUUAAUAAUAAUUAAUAAUUAACUAUUCAUGAAAUGGCGGCUUUCCAAGGUAUGAUAUUCUGACCUUCAGUUUCACUGAGGCUAAUGUGCCCUAACACGUGGUGUAAAGGCGAGUUCGAAAGCUUAAUAACAUGAGUUCAAGAUCUGAAAUCAAUCAUGUGUUUAAUAAAUGUUAUCGCGCUCAUUUCAAAGAAUAGCAAGGCCAAAUCCAAAAUUUCGGUUUUUCCUCUGCGUGCGUGUUUCAUCAGUUCAGUGAUAUACGCUGCAGCCCACUGUUGGGGUUUUAUUCAUCCCCUUCAGUAAAAGGAUAUACAAAGCGAAAUAUUUUCUUGGCGCAUUUUGAUGAACAAGCUGGCACUCUUAGCUUUUGUUAGGCGAAUUUGGAUGAGGAUCAAAUUUUGCUAACGCGGAUCAGCAGACUAGAAUGAACGAAAAUGAUGUGUAUUGGAUUCAGUUCCACAGUCGCGCCCUUCUGAAUCACAGACGAAGACUAAAGCGAUGUUCACGAAGAUGAAAACUCGCGAUUUUAUUGUGUUCUUGGCCUUUUUACUUUUAUUUUCGGGUAAGAAAUGUCUUUCCAUGCUUAAUACUAAAUUCUUUUUCACUUUAAACGAUAUUUACCCAACGUUUUCUUUCAUUCAUAAGUUCUGUAGCCUUGUUUUCGACACUCCGCCGCCAAUGAUGUAUUGAACAUAGCCAACAUACGCGUUAACUUCACUGUCAAUAAAACUGAAAGAACGAUAACGAUCAACGACUGGAAAUUCAUACAGCAAAAAAGAAGCCAAAUCGUUUGGAAUGUAGAAACUCAAGAUGUACACGAGAUACCGGUAGAAACUGUACAGUACAGUAUCUUUAUUAAAUCUCCACUAUGUGGCUCUUCCGAUUUAAUUUACAAAUUUGGAAAAUAAAAGGAGAAAAAAGGCUAAUUUACAAAUCUAAUUAUUAAUAAUAAAUGGGAAAAAAAGGAAAAAAUAGCUACGAUAAUAUAUCGUAUAUACUAUAUACAUAUUAACUUGUUAUUGACUUAUAAAUACUCUAAUGACAAACUGUUGUAGUCAUGCUAGUUGUCGGUGUGACAUAGCUCCAAUUGUGCACCACGCUUGAAGCUAUUGAGCGUUUUACUAUUUCUUGUGUUUGCGCUUAGCGAGUUCCAAGUGUUUAUAGAUCGAGAAUGAAAGGAACGUUGUGCAGUAGCUGUCCUGCACAUAGGAACGUCGAGGUUUUCCCUGAAUCUGGUAUAAUUAAAACUACGGAUUCCUGUUCUUUUACUGUUGUAGCUAUUUAGGAGGAGGGCGCAAUUAAGUCCAUUUACUUUUUUACAACUGUCUGAAAUCACGGACUAACAUAGCCCGUACAUUAAGUUAUGGACCACAAAUCGACCAAUCGAAGGGAAGAAAACAGGUUAGCUAUAUAACAAAAACUGUAAAAACUCGGUUGCUAUCGUGACGUCAAUGUUACGUCAAGAGGACUAAUAAAUUUUAGGAAAGACGCUAAGUUUAGUGAUCAUAGGUAAAAUUUGUAUGGAGUUAUUCAGCAUUUUAGUAUUUUAGUGAGCAAAAGCACUCCUGGUCUCAAUUGGGGUUAAUCAACGUUAGGGUCUGAAGGCCAUGGCGGCACAUCACUACUCAAAAUUCCCUACAGUGCAUCCCCCGGGGGGACCGUUGAAUGAAAAAUGUGACUUUUCGCUUGGCCUUGAUUGUCUGCACUGAUAACGCUGACACUCUCAGAUACGUAGUCUUUCCGAUGUCACUGUUAUUUUGCAGUGCUUUUGAUAGCCUCGCUCUUUGGUGAAAAUAUCGGUAAACUAUAAAUAAUUAAUAAAGAAAUUGUUGUUUUCAUUUUCAGGUUCACUACUGCACUAUAUUGAAGCAGCUGAUGCUGGUAAGCUAUUUACGUCGUCACAUUCAUUAGUCUGUACUAUGGACAAUAGUGUGAUGUUUUUACAAGUCACGGGUUAGAAUAUCCUAAGUGACCGCGCGGCACUAAACCGUUUAAUAACAAGGUUGGAGUUGACCUUUGUUGUUGACCAUAAAAUUACUCUUUAGCCAACUAGUAUUUUUCAUCCAUCAAUAUAAUUUCAGUAUGAAAACAAAGGAGGUUUGCUUCAUAACAAGGUUAACCUCAUCCCCUUACCUCGUAUUUCCCCUAGUUUUCCUCGCGAACGAUUUAACUCGUUUUCCCCGAUCAUCUGAGCGCCGUGCUCUACUAUUUGAACAAUUCAAUUUACUCUCUAAAGGACUAUAAGUCAUUCUCGGAAUAUCGAUCCUCCAAAUUCUUCUUUGAUGAGUUAUAGAAAUAAGUCAGUAACGAUUAAAUUUUUUCGAUGUGCUUUUUGACAUUAAAACCAAAAGUGAAUUCCAUAACACCAAACAGUUGAGUCACUGCACUUACGUUUACAAAGGAUAACUUUUUACAGCAAACUACGCGCGCACUGUCUCUGAAUAAAACAGUUCAAGGUGUGUAGCAUGAAAAAAACGAGUCAAUUCCAGAGAAUUCAUGAGUCAGUAUUUUCUGCAUUGUAUUCCACUUUAUGAGUGAUGCUGUCGGUGAAUCAGAAGACGGAGAAACGUGAAUAUUGAGCUCUGUUCUUUUUUUUCUGGAACAAACAAAAAAAUCUCAAAAGUGCACGUUGCUUUUCUAAAACAUACGCCACUCUACAUUUCCCAUAAUGUACUUUAUUUGCCCCCCAAAAUUUUGCAUAAACAUUGUUUCCAAUUUCUCUUGGGACGGCUGUAAUACCCAGGAGAAAUGAAAAACAAAGGUUGUGCAAAAUUUGGGGGGUGGGGGGGGGGGGGCAAAUAAGGUGCAUUUUUGAAAAUGGGGAAGGGGCUUAUUUUUGGUUUUCAACCACGUGCCAAGGCGGCUUUUUUGGGGGGCAACACCAUAUCACCUUUUUUUUUAAAGAAUUGACAUUAAAUUUUGUUUUUUUUCAUUAUUUAUAUUUUUCUGUUACAUUAAACUUAAUGGGGAAAAUUGGGGGGGGGGGGGGGGGGGGGGCAAAUAAGGUGCAUUAUGGAAAAUGUGGAAGUGGCGUAUUCUUGGUUUGCAACCACGUGACAAGGCGGCCAUGUUGGGGGUCAACACUAUAGCACCUUUUUUCUCAAAGAAUUUACAUGAAAAUAGAGUUUAGUUCAUCAUUGAUCAUUUUAGCUUAAGUGAAACUUAAUUUUAUUUCUUAGUUUUAUGCUAAUCCGGCAUUUCACAACCUUCCUUUCGCUUGACCCAUACUAGCUGUAUUCUUAUUGUAAUUAUAGUUUGAAGAUAUUCGUUGUAAGGAUAUUUUAUAAUUGUAAUAUAGUUUUUUACUCUUUUUAGUCUUAUCCAUACAUAUAUUUGUAGUUCUUUUUCGUUAACGAUAUGUAUUUUGUCACUUAAUUUUUGUUUUGUAAUUUUAGUUUGAGGGCCACUAGUUAUUCAGUUGAAGUACUGUCCCGUGUUACCCUCGUUAAAUAAAGUUGAUUAUUAUUAUUAUUAUUAUUAUUAUUAUUGUUAUUAUUAUUAUUAGUUCCCAGAGGAGAGAAAUGCUUUUGUUCUUGACCACCAACAUGGUCGCCGUGACGUCACGUGCCGCGACCAGCAGUUAGUGUAAAAGAGCCAGCAAAAUAUCAGUAGCUUUUUUUAAGCAAAACUCUUGAAAUUCAUGAUAUAAAAUUCGGGGCCAAAUGUUUAGUAAGGAAUGAUUUGACCAAACAGUACUGAGGGUCCAUAUGGGCUUCGCUGCAUGGGCAGUUGUGAGAUUUUUUUGCUACACCGAGCAGUUUUUAGUGGAGCUUUGCGUGACGAUUCCAAAAACGGCUGGGUGUAGCAGACUAGAAUUGAUGUAGAUUACAUGUGUAAUUUUGUUUUGACGAGGAGAAGAAAAAGAGUGGAUAUUUUCGUCGCCCUGGAAGAUAAAAAGACUGAUUAAUUGUUAAUUAUUUUUCUUGCUCAAUUCCUAGUCGUUCGGUUGGUUGGUGGACGUGGGCCUUUUGAAGGUCGAGUAGAAGUGUUUCAAAGUGGAACCUGGGGCAGAGUGUGUGGCUACAAGUGGGAUUUAAAAGACGCCAAAGUAGUUUGCCGAGAACUUGGAUUUCCAGGAGAUCAUGCUGCUUACCGCCAAGCAUUCUUUGGGCAGGGAAAUGGGCCAAUAUGGAUGAAUAAUGUUAAGUGUACUGGAAAUGAGAUUUCGUUAGCAGAAUGUCGGCACAGUGGCUACUGGAGGGGGAACGACUGCUAUCACGAAGAAGACGCUAGUGUUAUGUGCUAUGGAGGUGAUUAG